Messenger RNA from Fusarium oxysporum Fo47, 1038 nucleotides. RefSeq lists its product as uncharacterized. The record is from RefSeq and is a predicted model, not a curated record. Bases 138 to 932 code for a protein of 264 amino acids. Lineage: Eukaryota; Fungi; Ascomycota; Sordariomycetes; Hypocreales; Nectriaceae. The transcript is spliced from 3 exons.
CUUUAAAGUAGAUAAAUACCCAAGGUCCAACUCUAAUCAGAUUAUCUGACCAGUAUCUAAUCUUUUCAGUAUCUCAUAACUCUUAUCGACAAAUCCAACCUCUUUUGACCCAAUUGACCCAUCCUCACUUAUACACAAUGGCUUCUCAUCACGUUCUUCUUCUUGGCGGCCACGGCAAAAUCGCCCAGCUUCUCACUCCUCUCCUUCUCAAGCGUUCGUGGACUGUAACCAGCGUCAUCCGAACUUCUGAACAGACCCCUGCCAUCGAAAAACUUGGUGCCGGCCUCCCCGGUAAACUCAAUGUCCUAGUACGUAGCAUUGAGGAUGUCACAUCCCAGGAUAAGGCCUUGAGUAUCUUGAAUGAAGUCAAGCCCGAUUAUAUUGCUUGGAGUGCUGGUGCCGGAGGUAAAGGUGGCGCAGAAAGAACUUUCAAGGUGGACCGAGAUGCCGCCGUUCACUUCAUCAAUGCCGCAGCAUCUGUACCCACCAUCACCAAGUUCCUUCUUAUCUCAUACCUAGCUUCUCGUCGAUCUGGUGCUUCAUGGUGGCCUGCCGGCGAGUGGGAUGAGUACAAUGAAAAGGUCAACAACGGCGUAUUGGCAAACUACUACAAGGCCAAGAUCGAGGCCGAUGAGACCCUCUACAAGGUCUCCAAGAAGAGUCCUACUCUUGUUGGCAUCGAUCUGAGACCUGGAACUCUGACUGAUGACCCAGCCACCAAAGUUGAGUUUGGCAAAACCAAGAGCAUCGCUAAGAACGGUGUUAGCCGUGAGGCUGUUGCUGAGGUUGCCUCACAUCUUCUCGCUGCCGACGGUGUCAAGAACGGCUGGUAUGAUCUACUCGAUGGUGAUGAGGAUAUUCCAGCUGCUGUCGAAAGAGUUGUGCGAGAGAACGUGGAUGCUGCUGAGGGCGAGGCCAUCUAUGAUGCCUGAAGGUUGUCUGCCUGCAAAAACAUCAUGGCCAUAUAAUAUUUAAGUCAUAAGGCAUUUUGAAUUAAUAAUGAUACAUCGCAGCUGAUGCUAUCCACGCUUGUACCCC